GUGCAUGCGUAGGUCCGUGCGUGUGUGUCAACUAGUUGUUAGCUAACGCUAGCUAUACAGUUAGCUAGCUUGUUGAAACAUUUUAACAUAGGCUCCGUUUACACCAAGAAACGUCCGUCAUGAGAGAGGACCUCCGCCCCCGCUGCAUGUCUGUCAACCUUUAAUACCAAAGAGGAUGGGGGGCCCUCAUGAAGAAAUGACAAGUUAGCCAACGCAAGCAAAAAGUAAGCUACAGUUUUUGGACAGGCUCGCUAGCAUCCUGAGAAGGAAAGCUCUGAGAUUUUGCAAGGACUGGAUGCGGAAGGAGGAUAUGAGCCAAGCUGGACAACUCAUGCUAAUUAUGAAUGUUUUUUCAUACAUUCAGUGGGUUUCCAAUGUGCCAAAAAGUCCCUCACCCGAUUACCCAGCAAGGCUAGAGGGUGGCAGCGUUGGUGCAGGGAGAGAAGACAUACUGGCUCAAGAAUAUGCAAGGACUCUUGACCUCAACUGAAGUGUACAUAUCCAAGACACAGAACUGUUGUCCUUGAUGAAACAGUCUCUGUUAACCUGCCAUUCCCAAUGGAAGUGCCAUCUUAGACACAGGAUACUGUGGCUCGAACUGUUGGGACCGUUUUUUUUUAACCACGGCCUCGGAGGAAGCAUUUUAGCUUCUGGUUAAAACCUAAAGGUGAAGAUGGGUUCCCAAGCGCUUCAGAUAUUGCGGCAGGGUGUGUGGGCUUCCCUCACUGGAGGCUGGUAUGUGGACCCGCACCAGAGCACGUUCUCCAACUGCUUCCACCUCUACCUUUGGAUAUUUCUCCUGGCCUUUCCCUUUCUUCUGUACAUGGCUCUUCCUCCUAGCUUGGUGGUGGCAGGCGUGUACUCUGCGGUACUGGCAGUCUUUUUCACGGCCAUUAAGGUGGUGAACUUCAGGCUUCAUACUAUGUUCGACCUUGGAGAGAUUGUAGAGAAGAAGCAUGCCUCACUCACAGCAGAAGCGCCAAAGACAGAAGAAGGAGAUGAAGGUUCAGGUGCUCAUGAUGGGAAUCACCGCAGGGAUAGUCAUGUUGGUGUGGAGAUGACUGUGUUUCGGAAGGUCAACUCGACACCCCCUGUGCGCUGUAGCUCCCAGCACUCUCUGUAUGGAUUGAACCAGGUGUCGGAGUUUUUACCCCAGCUGGAGGAUACAGGGGGCACUAAGGAUAUCAAAGAGUUGAUGCGGGAGCAAGGAAGCAAUAAUAUGAUUGUUACGUCAGCUCACCGGGAGAUCUUACGCCAGAGGUCUCAGGACACCAUUAGGGCCCCCAGUGUGGUUCAGUCCUGCAUUGCUGCUGCUCUUGGAGGAGAUUUCCCCGGACUCAUGGGGGUGUCUGGUGGCUUUGAACCUGGAGUCUGCUUGUCUAUCCCCCCUUCACCCUCCAGUCAAGAAGAUGGAGGCGAGAGAGAACAGUUGCAGGAACUGAAGGAGUUACCAGAACAACUGUCUUUACAGAGUCCUGAGGACAAUGGGUUGGGGGCUUAUUCUCCCCUCGGGCCCUCUGCUGAAUCUGAGAGCCUGGGGCAUACUCCCCUCAGCCCCCUCAUAAAGAGCAGCUUAAGUGAGGAGCUGAGUGAAAAUCUGCUGGGUUUGGGCCUUGACCCCGUGGCGUUUGCACCUGGCACCGAGCACCCGGGCAGCCGCAGUGGAGUGGCUCUGGCUGCCGGGUCCACAGACAGCUGUUUCAGUGCGGGCGGAGCCACCACAGAUCGAGAGACGCUAAGCACGGUUAGCAGUUACCGCAGUGAAAAGACUGAUUCCACUCAGCUGGAAAGUCCUUCAUUCAGCCGGCCUGCAGACGGACAGGCUUAUGCCUCAGCACCAGCAAUAGGCUCCAAAUUCCCAAAACCCUCAGACGAUCCAGGAGGACAGGGUGGCAGUGAUACUGAUAAUCUGUCUGAUAGUGUGCUGCUGCGCUCGCCUUCCAAAGAAUUCUCCCACAGCCAGGGGCUAGACAGGACGCUUGUUGAAGGAGAGGAUUUGUCCCCAGUACCCUGUGAUAUUGCACACCACCGGCCUCUCCAGAACUCUUCCCCUUCGAGUAGUGGCCACUCAGAGGUUUGUGAUUUAGACAGAAAUAUCACUGUUCCUCCUCUUCCCCCUCCUCGGCAGGCCAAUUCAGUGGCCUCAGGGCUGGCCCUGGGUCUAGUUUGUUCUGAGCCUGCUCUGCCCAUAUCCUCGACCCCCUUUUUACUGUCUGACCAGUCUGCUCUGCAAGCCCAGCAGGUUGUGCGCCCCAAAGACUUGAAGCUGCUGCGGGCCAGCGGCAGUAGUGUGGGGCACAGGCCUGGCCGAAGGAAAGCUCCACGCAGGCGAGCCGGAGCAGGAAGUAGUAGUUUCGACUGCGGCUCUUACAGGCGUCACCACAAUCAUAGUCAACACAGAGAUUACAUCCCAGUGCGCAGCCGACUGGGGGCCAAGGCUUACAGUGAAAGUUUGUUUGAGGAUUCCAGCGACGAGGACGACGGCAGCGACAUGAGCGCUGGUUCCAGCCUGGGCUCUCAGCGCCGGUACAGCUCUGAUGACGACGAUGACGACGACGACGAUGAUGACGACUCAAGUUCCUCUACCUCCUGCUACUCCCCGGACCUCGCUAACACUGGCGUUACAUCCCCCGCUGCUACUCAACUGCCCACUCCGAGGGAGGGGGAUUUACCUGAAACUGCUGGCCCCUCGCAUUCUCGUGCUGCUCAGCGCUCUUCUAGCACUGCUAGUGCUAAGACUCAUGCCAGGGUGCUCAGUAUGGAUGGGGCAGGUGGAGGCCAGAACAACACUGUGGCUUUGCCUUCUACUCUGCUUACAAUGCCCUCCACCCCUGCACCUCGCACUCUCACCAUCUCUAAGUCUGAUCUGGAAGCCCACGCCAUCCAUACUGACGGCUUUCCUGGAACUCAUCAUCAUCACCAUCACCACCAUCAUCAUCGGCUAGAUUCUCUCGGAGGCUCGUGGACGGGUAACCAGAUGGGCUGGAGGGCUGAAGAGCUAGUAGAAGAAGGAGCUGUGGGAGGAGCCAUGGGUCCGGAGGAUGGGGGUAAACACGACUCAGUCAGCAGUGUGAAGAGGACCCAGGCCAUCCGCAGGAGACACAAUGCUGGGAGCAACCCUACACCGCCCCCCUCCACCAUGGGAUCCCCUCCCAGCCUUCAGGACCUCCAGCGGGCUCGGACCUCCUCUCAUUCGCGGACCCGCACUCUUCCCUCAGCCUUACAGUUCGCCUCCUCACUCCUACUGCCCCGCAGCGGCAUCCAUGAGGCCUCCACCUUCGACGACACAACAGAGGGGGCCGUGCACUAUUUCUACGACGAAGGUGGAGUGAAGAGGUCCUACACAUUUGGACCAGCUGGAGGUGGUUAUGAGGACCCAGUCCAGGAGAGGGAGAGAGAGAGGGAGAGAGAGAGGGAGAGACAGUCCCAGUCGUCAAGCUUCACCUCCACUGAGGUCCAGGAAGGGGCUCCAGCCCUGUCCAUGCUCCAGCCCAGACCUGUGGUGUUACAGGGCAUGCAGGUGCGCAGGGUGCCUCUGGAAAUGCCUGAGUUUGAUCUGGAUCAUGAGUCCCUACAAGAGUCCCAGGAAAACACUCUAAUGAUUGAGGAGAAAGCCAAACCCAAACAGUACUAUCGCUUCUGGGUGCUGCCCAGAAAGUGGCUGAGGGUUCGAUACGACCGAUUAGCUCUCCUGGCGUUGUUGGACAGGAACCGGCGUGUGGCAGAGAACGUGUUUGCUGUGGUGCUGGCCAGUCUGGUGGCCUUCUUAGGGUUCCUACUGCUGUUCCAGGGCUUUUUCAGGGACAUCUGGGUCUUCCAGUUCUGCCUGGUCAUUGCCAGCUGCCAGUACUCUUUACUGAAGAGCGUACAACCAGAUGCAGCUUCUCCCAUGCAUGGCCAUAACUGGAUCAUCGUGUACAGUCGGCCGGUCUACUUCUGCCUGUGCUGUGUGCUGAUCUGGAUCUUUGACCAAUCAGGGCGCUUUGGCAACCUGCAACCCUUCUCUCUCUACGGAGUCACCUUCUUCUCUGCACACUUCCUGCUCUGCAUCAGGGACAUGCUCAUUGUGUUUGCCUUGUGUUUCCCGGUCAUUUUCCUGUUUGGGUUGCUGCCUCAGGUCAACACGUUUGUGAUGUGUCUGCUGGAGCAGAUUGACAUGCACAUUUUUGGUGGAACUGCCACUACCAGCCCCCUCUCCUCUCUGUUCAGCCUCAUGCGCAGCCUGCUGGGGGCUGCUCUGCUCUAUGGAUUUUGCCUCGGUGCUAUCAAUGCACCCUGGGGGGACGCCCAUGUGCCAGUACUGUUCUCUGUGUUUUGUGGCCUGCUCCUGGCCCUAUCUUACCACCUCAGCCGCCAAAGCAGCGACCCCACCCUCCUCUGGUCACUAGUCCGGUCUAAAUUAUUCCCUGAGCUGGAGAACCGAACCCCAGAAGAGCCCCCUGAGGAGAUCAAGGACCCUCUUCCUGAGAAGCUGCGUAACUCUGUGAAAGAGAUUCUUCAUUCAGACCUCGUCAUGUGUCUCCUCAUGGCUGUGAUCACCUUCGCCAUCAGUGCCAGCACAGUGUUCAUCGCUCUUCAACCGGCUCUUAGCGUUGUCUUGUACAUCCUGGCAGGAGUGGUAGGCUUCAUUACUCACUAUCUCCUGCCUCAGCUCCGCAAGCAGCUGCCGUGGUUCUGCCUGGCUCACCCUGUGCUCCGCUCCAGAGAGUACAGUCAGUUUGAAGUCCGAGAUGCUGCCCAGUUGAUGUGGUUUGAGAAGCUGUAUGCCUGGCUUCAGUGUGUGGAGAAAUAUGUCAUCUACCCAGCUGUGGUGCUUAACUCCCUGACGACAGAAGCUCGAGCUGUGGGCCAGAACCACAAAGAGCUGGACAUCUACAGUCGAGCUCUCUUCAUCUCAGUUGCCGGCAUGAAGCUGAUGCGCUCGUCGUUCUGCGCCCCGUCGCAGCAGUACGUCACGCUGUGCUUCACCACACUGUUCUUCCGAUUCGACUAUCCACACUUCUCAGAGACCUUCCUAAUCGACUACUACUUCAUGUCCAUUCUCUUCAGCAAGAUGUGGGACCUGCUGUACAAGCUGCGCUUCGUGUUGACCUACAUCGCGCCCUGGCAGAUCACCUGGGGCUCAGCCUUCCACGCCUUCGCACAACCCUUCGCCGUUCCCCACUCUGCUGUGCUUUUUGUUCAGGCCAUCUUUUCUGCCAUCUUUUCCACUCCUCUGAAUCCUGUCCUGGGCAGUGCCGUGUUCGUCACCUCGUACACCAGACCUGUCAAAUUCUGGGAGAGAGACUACAACACCAAGCGCGUGGAUCAUUCCAACACCAGACUUGCCACUCAGUUAGAUCGCAACCCAGGUGCUGAUGACAACAAUCUGAACUCGAUUUUCUACGAGCACCUGACGCGCUCCCUGCAGCACAGCCUGUGUGGAGACCUGCUGCUCGGCCGCUGGGGGAACUACACCACAGGCGACUGCUUCAUCCUCGCCUCAGACUACCUCAACGCUCUGGUGCACAUCAUCGAGAUCGGAAACGGCCUGAUCACCUUCCAACUGAGAGGGCUCGAGUUCAGAGGUACCUACUGUCAGCAGAGGGAGGUGGAGGCCAUCACAGAGGGUGUGGAGGAGGACGAGGGCUGCUGCUGCUGUGAACCCGGUCACCUUCCCCACAUGUUGUCCUUCAAUGCGGCCUUUGGACAGCGCUGGCUCGCCUGGGAGGUCGCCGCCACCAAGUACGUGCUAGAGGGCUACAGCAUCAGCGACAACAAUGCUGCCUCCAUGCUGCAAGUGUUCGACCUUCGUAAGAUCCUCAUCACAUACUAUGUCAAGAGCAUCAUCUACUAUGUGAGUCGCUCUGCUAAGAUGGAAGAGUGGCUGACCAAUGAGACGGUUCAGGAGGCUCUGCGGCCGUGUCUCGGCCCCAACUACGUGGACAGUGACCCCACCUUCAACCUGAACAUCGAUGAGGACUACGACCACCGGGCCUCUGGCAUCACCCUCUCCUCAUUCUGCAUGGUUUACCUGGACUGGAUUCAGUACUGCAACAGCAGGCGGCAAACGCCGGUGACUUGUGAAAGAGAUUCUCCACUCGUCAACCUCUGUUUUGGACUGUGUAUCCUGGGAAGACGAGCUCUGGGCACGGCUUCCCACAGCAUGUCUGCAAGCUUGGAGCCAUUUCUCUACGGCCUCCAUGCACUCUUCAAGGGAGACUUUCGCAUCACGUCUCCCAGGGAUGAAUGGGUGUUUGCAGAUAUGGACCUGCUGAACCGAGUCGUGGCUCCAGGAGUGCGCAUGUCCCUCAAACUACAUCAGGACCACUUCACAUCACCAGAUGAGUAUGAGGACCCUAUGGUUCUAUAUGACGCCAUCACUGCCAACGAGGAGAAGAUGUUGAUAUCUCACGAGGGCGACCCCGUGUGGCGCAGCGCCAUUUUAGCAAACAUGCCUUCACUGCUCGCACUGCGCCACAUCAUGGAUGACGGCAGCGACGAGUACAAGAUCAUCAUGCUCAACAAGAGGUUCCUCAGCUUCAGAGUCAUCAAGGUGAACAGAGAGUGUGUGCGGGGGCUGUGGGCGGGGCAGCAGCAGGAGCUGGUCUUCCUGCGCAACCGUAACCCAGAGCGCGGCAGCAUUCAGAACGCCAAGCAGGCCCUGAGGAAUAUGAUCAACUCCUCCUGCGACCAGCCCAUCGGAUAUCCCAUCUACGUGUCCCCCCUCACCACCUCGUACGCCGGGGGGCACAGCCAGCUGCGCUCUGUGUGGGGGGGGCCUGUCAGCCCACACAACAUUUACACCUGGCUCAUCAGCAGCUGGGACAGGCUACAGAAGGGUUGUGGUGCGGGCUGUAACAGCGGAGGUAACAUCGAGGACUCGGACUGCGGGGGGGGCUCCACCUCCAUCUCCACCAACCCAGCAGUCCACACCACCCACAGCACCCCCGCCUCCAGCCUGCCCCAGCCGCACAUCACUAAUCUCCAGCCUUUCAUGGGUACAGACAACCCUGUAGGUCCAACCCAGAGCUGGCCUCGCCACCCCCAGCCCCUCCCACUAGCUCUGCUCAGCCAAUCAGAGGGCAGGAUGGAGGCAGGCCUGCUCAGCUCCUUGCAGCGAACGUCCUCCAUCCAGGGGCUCCUGGGCCACCAGCUGUCCAGCUCCCAGCUGUCCUUCAGCAGCUCUCUGCUCCCCCCCCCUCUGCCCGGCCCGGAGCGCUUCUGCGUCCCGAGCCUCCUGGAGACCUCGGGCCACAGAGCGGGUCAGCGGGCCGGCUUCGGGCCGGGCGGGGGGCUUCACUACGAGAGCCACUUCGGCAAGUGGAGCUUCUCAGGCAGGAAGGGCUUCACCGGACCAGCUGCAGUGGAGGGGGAGGCCCUGACAGUUCAGACCCUACGCACACAGCCCCUCCCCCCUGCACCCCUGCAAGAGCUCAGUCUGAGCCAGGACCCUCUGGGAGCCACUCAGACGAUGGACCCCACCCUGCUGAAUGCAGCGGACCCCCCCACCCCCCGAGAGGAAUCCACAGAGCUGCCUUUACUCGAGCACCUGCGCUGAGUCUGCACUGGGACACCCCCCCCCCCCCCCCAGCACACCGUGGGGAUCUGGACCGGGCCCGCCCCCCAGACUCAUCCCAUCGACUCGUUUAUCUGACUGAGUGCAGCCUGACGGAGCUCUGCACCACAGGAGGGAUGCAGUCAG
Messenger RNA from Gymnodraco acuticeps, 7684 nucleotides. Its product is annotated as pecanex-like protein 3. The record is from RefSeq and is a predicted model, not a curated record. Gene Ontology annotation, cellular component: membrane. Lineage: Eukaryota; Metazoa; Chordata; Actinopteri; Perciformes; Bathydraconidae.